Molecule: messenger RNA, 1240 nt
Organism: Perkinsus marinus ATCC 50983
Lineage: Eukaryota; Perkinsozoa; Perkinsida; Perkinsidae
Exons: 8
Coding region: 9-1097 (362 amino acids)
Biological process (GO): translational initiation
Cellular component (GO): eukaryotic translation initiation factor 4F complex
Molecular function (GO): translation initiation factor activity; RNA 7-methylguanosine cap binding
Source: RefSeq, a predicted model, not a curated record
GGCCUCCGAUGUCAUCUCCCGUCGUAGCUGAAGCAUCUUACCCUCAAAUUCGAGCGCUCUCUCUGAACCAGAGAUUGGUGUCAAAUUGUGAGCUGGAGGCAGCGGUCAAGGCAUGCGACAAACUGCACGGCUCUAUUCCCAUUGACGAACCUUUGCCGCUGAAGGACAAGUGGGUGCUGUGGGAGCAGCUCACUCUUCAUAAGAACGCCGCUACACCUGAGCCCAAGUCCGAGGACGCCGAGGGUGAUGGUGAUGCCUCCAAGCAGCAGCAGCAAGUCGAUCUCACGGAAGUGGCAGUAGCAGCUGCUCGUGGGAUAUCGAACUUUGGCGAGCUCACUAAUCGAGUUGCUGAGAUCUCAACUGUGCAAGACUUUUGGAAGUACUACAAUUUCCUCCCACAGCCAAGCGCUGUUAUCGGAGACAACCUCAGAAUCGUCAGAUACGACAUGUUGGAGAACGGCGAGAUGUCCAAGACGCCGACUCAUUCUCUAGGGGCUCUCAUGCUCUUCCUGGACGGUGUCAAGCCCGAAUGGGAGGAUCCGGCCAACGCCAAGGGGGGCCACUUCCAAUUCACGAUGCAGGCAGCUGCUUUCAAGUCCAAGGCGUCCUUCGACUUUGAAGCUUCCAACCCUGUCACACAGGUCAAUGCUGGCCUCGCACUUAUGGACGAAAUCUGGAAUAACCUUGUCCUCGCUGUCGUAGGCAACACUUUAGAGCCAAAGGAUUUCGUCACUGGCCUGAGGCUAGUUGAUAAGGUUAAGCGUGGUAAUGUGAGAGGGGGCUCUUCUCGAAGUAACGCUAGCGGCCAUCUCCGAGCAGAGGUGUGGUUCCGUGAUAUUGAUAAGGAUAAGGUGAGAAGACUUCGAGAGUCUAUGGAGAUGGUUAUGCGACAACGGUUGGAUCAGAAUGCAGUCGUGGACUUUUCAUCAGAUGCUCCUCCCAUUUUCCCUGGAUACCGUUUGGACUUGCGUCCUCAUGAUGAUACGGCGAUGCAGCAGAACGUCCAGGAUUCCAUCAACACGAGGAAACAGUACAAGAGGACGAAGACUCGGAAGCAAAUAAUGAAUUCAGCGAGAUCUCGAGGCGAGUUUAACUAAGCGCAGCUCGAUCGUCCAAUCCUGUUGGAGAAGCUGCGGGUCUAUCAUCUGAGAGCCCUCGUGAUUGGAUGUCGUUUAUUCGUAGAGCAUCAGCAGUAGUUGUGAUCAGAAGCGUAGCUUUUAUGUCGUCCUUCUCUCACAGG